This is a messenger RNA of Gadus chalcogrammus (walleye pollock), 3071 nucleotides long. It is a transcript of the gene tdrkh, whose product is annotated as tudor and KH domain containing. The record is from RefSeq and is a predicted model, not a curated record. Gene Ontology annotation, molecular function: RNA binding. Gene Ontology annotation, biological process: spermatogenesis. Lineage: Eukaryota; Metazoa; Chordata; Actinopteri; Gadiformes; Gadidae. The coding region runs from base 623 to 2479 and encodes 618 amino acids. The transcript has 14 exons.
UAUCUCCAGAAACCACAGGCCAUGUUUAAAGCUGCCUUAUUAUUGAUAUAUUAUAUAUUGGCCUAUAAUGAUAUUAUAUGUAUUUAUUUAUCCAUCCGUCAUGAUUUAAGUUCCUAGUGCAUCCUUGAUUGACAGUUUUACAUCCGAUAUUUACCUCUGUACUACAAUGACAUACGUUAAUGUCAGUGUUGUGUUCUGUUUGCCACCUAAUAGGGCGUGUGCUAUCUGUUAGGAUGCUUCUGUUAGUUAGGGUAAGAGGUUAGGGAGCCAAUAGUGGUUAAAAGUUGAGAUCAUGCAUCUCAUUUCAAUCCUCGAUGGAAAUGAUCACAUACAAGCACAUGCGUGUACUGCUAUGAUGAUCACAACAACGAGAGAUCAGUGCCAUCUAGUUCACCCUUCAGUGCUCACAUGGAUAUCGCUGUUCAAUAGAUAAUGGUUUGUCUUGCCUAACGCUUUGUGUGUAGUAUCUCAAUAUUCUCACACAGUAUCCUACACCCUUUGGGGUGGAUGGUUUCCUUCCUAAAGGGAGCAGAUUGUAGGUCCUAUUUUCUCCCCACUUGGUUUACCAUUUGCUGUAAAAGAGAAAUACGAAGAUCCGUCAUUUGGUCACACUUCUUCAGAGAUGGAUGUGGGGAUCUCAAAGUGUCGCGUGUUCCUCAACUACAGCCCCAGUGCUCUCUUCUCUCAGUCGCGCGUUCCUUCGGCGGGGCGUUGCAUCAUGGACGCGAUAAAGGAAGGUCCCGAGAGAAGCAUGAGCCCGGGCCGAGUGGUGGCCCUCGCUGCCGGCCUCUCUAUAGGGGCCGGGGUGGGCUACAUGGUCUACCGCCACCUGAGUAGCACCAGUAUCAGUGCCACCUCACAGCUGGUCAGCUGUGAAGAGUCUACGAUGACUCUGCCCCUGGACGUGUACAGGAAUAUGUCAAGACACCAGGCCACCUUUCUGGAUACGGCCAGAGAGCGGUCUGGAGCCCAUGUCCAGGUCAUCCCGGCCACAGGGGGUCCCUGCCCUCAGACAGCUGUGGGUUUACUCCUCCGGGGGUCCCCGGAACAGAUACUAAUGGCCAAGUGUGUCCUGGGCAACCUGGUCACAGACUGUGAGCCAGCCACUGAAGUCCUGGAGGUGCCCCUGACGGCCUUUGGAAGGAUCAUAGGCCGUGGAGGGGAGUCUCUAAAGCUAAUCACGCAGACCACCGGCGCCAGGGUCGUUUGUCCCCGGGACAGGCGGCAGGACCCAGGGGCCAUGGGCAAAGUGACCAUCACAGGCACCCAUCAGGAGGUGCAGCAGGCCAAGGAGUUGAUACUGGAGAAGGUGCGUGACGACACCACGGUAAGGAGGAAGAUCUGCCAGUCAUCCGCCCUUCGCCUGAAACGAGGGCCGCAUGAUCUCCAGGCCCCCAAGUGUGAGGACGUGGAGCCACAGCCGCCAGGACCGGCUGUCAACCACAACAACAACAACGGGCCCUGCUCCCUGAAGCCCGAGGAGCUGGCGCUGAGUCUGCAGUCCAACAAGCCCGGGAACAAGGAGGAGAAGCCAGAGGAGCUGGCGCUGAGUCUGCAGUCCAACAAGCCCGGGAACAAGGAGGAGAAGCCCGAGGAGCUGGCGCUGAGUCUGCAGUCCAACAAGCCCGGGAACAAGGACGAGAAGCCCGAGGAGCUGGCCUCCCCAGACUCCCUCUCCGAAGUGUCCAAGUUUGAAAUUCCCAGCCCGGACCUGAGCUUCCAGCCCGACGAGCACCUGGAGGUGUACGUCUCGGCGUCGGAGAACCCCAGCCACUUCUGGAUCCAGAUCCUGGGGGUUCGCUCCCUGCAGCUCGACAAGCUGACGGAGGAGAUGAGUCGCUUGUACGCCGCGGGAACACCCAGCGAGCACAUGAUAGAGUCCAUCGUGGUAGGGGACAUCGUGGCCGCCCCGUACCGGGACCAUUGCACGUGGAACAGGGCCCGAGUGCUGGGCCUGCAUGGGUCCGGCCUGGUGGACCUUUACUACGUGGACUUUGGAGACAACCAAGAUCUGCCCAAAGACAGCCUGCGCAGCAUGAGGAGUGAUUUCCUCAGUUUACCGUUCCAGGCCAUUGAGUGUAGCCUGGCAGAAGUACAGCCAGCAGAUGAGGCCUGGACCGAGGCAGCCCUGGAUGACUUUGAAAAACUAACUUAUUGCGCUGAGUGGCGCCCCCUGCGGGCCAAGCUGUGCAGUUACUCCCACUCUGAAGUUUGCACCUGGCCAAGUAUGAAGCUCUAUGACAACAGCCAGGGCAAGGCUGUAGAUCUGGGUGAGGAGCUCAUCCGUCUGGGCCACGCCGUGAGCUGCCAGGACUCAGGCAGCGCAGGAGGGGACGCGGAAAACCUUGGCUCUCUGCAGAGAAUGCUGGAUGAUGUGAUCGGGGCGUCGUCUGAGCUGAGCCUGUCCUGUAUAAGCCUAUCAGAAGUUGCUUCCAUCUCUGGAAGCGUUGACGAUACCAUUGAUGAUGAGCUUUUCUGAGGUCAAGCCUCCAGCCUCCAGCAUGGACCGUCCACACCCCUGCAUCCCUUUGAUGUGGAUUGCUGCAGGUGAAUCUCUACCUAGCUGUGUGAGCCCCAACACCCUGCAUUGAUGAAGCGUUACUCACUUGAAUGUGUGCAACAGUUAAAAUCUUCCCGAAAAAGUAGUGGUCUUUAGUCAACCAAAUGCAGGAUUUAUUUGUUGCUGUCGUUUAUUUUUUUAAUAGUGCCACUAUUUCUGUUACUUUCAAGACUGCUUUGGGUUCAUAAUCAGGAUAUCGGGUUCAAAACUUCCCUGAGGCCAGUUCAUGGCUAAGUCACUGGUUAGCUGGACCGUGGCUUUAAUGUUUCAGUUUGCUGCGUGCGUGCGUGCGUGCGUGCGUGCGUGUGUGAGUGCGUGUGCUCGUGUGAAUGCCCAGCUGUUAAAUACAUUGAAUAUAUAUUGAAGAGAAUUAUAUUGUUCAGGUUAUAUUAUUGUUUUAAUAUUAAAUAUCGUUAUUUUGUGAAACUUAAGAUGUAUCUAUAAUACUGCAGUGCUAUUUGUCUGCAGAAAUACAAUAGUGAUCUUCAAUAAAGAAUUUAUUUGUCUUAAA